Molecule: messenger RNA, 1518 nt
Organism: Lachancea nothofagi CBS 11611
Lineage: Eukaryota; Fungi; Ascomycota; Saccharomycetes; Saccharomycetales; Saccharomycetaceae
Source: the annotation of a GenBank genome assembly
AUGACUACCGAAAAGAUGGAAGUGGACUCUGUCCCCGCUGUGGACCCAAAACAAGAAAGCCAAACAACUGUGGACCAGAUCUUGGGGCUUCUACAAGAUGUUUCCAAGACCACUACGAGCUUGGACUCUCGUUUUGUGUGGAAAGCUACAAGGGAAUUGAGUGUUUUCAGGCCCAAGCUAGACAAAGAAUCUCUUUCGAUUGCGGUAAAUUUGCUAUACCCUGAUAACUCAGCAUUUAAGAUAUCACUAUUGAAAUAUAUCAAUAACAACCAAAAAAGCAGGGUGGAGAAUGCCGACAAAGAGCGCCAGAAAUACCCCGCUGCUUUUUAUCAACUCACAAGUGUAAACAACACCGUGGACGUUUCUGCCGAAGUCAACAGUUUUGUGCAUCUUUUGGUGCAAUUAUACCUUCUCGACUCGCAGCAAGUUGAUGCGCUCGACUCUUUCAAUACACUAGUUGUCUUGCCCAAAGUACUAAAAUUUUACAAUCAAAGAUCCUUAGACCUUAUUAAUGCUAAGCUAUGGUUUUAUGUCUGCAGGGCUCGUGAAAUGGGAGGCAACAGCUUCGACACCACCAUAAGAGCAGAAAUGAUCAAAUUUCUUAAAACGGCGACUCUUAAGCAUGAUAACGAAACUAGAGGGAUGCUGGUAACAUUCAUUUUGAGAAGCUUCCUACAAACGGGUGAAGUCGAUACAGCCGCCGACUUCAUCAGCAAAGUCGAAUUUCCAGGUUCCAAUGACGUCUCGAGUCCUCUGGAAGCCCGUCAUUUUUACUAUCUGUCCAAGCUAAAUGCAAUUCAAUUAGACUACUCGACAGCUAAUGAUUAUGUGAUUGCUGCUAUUCGCAAAGCCCCAAACACCAAAAAGUGCUUGGGAUUUUUACAACAGGCCAAUAAAUUGCAUUGUGUCAUUGAAUUGUUAAUGGGAGAUAUUCCAGAACUUUCAUUUUUCAAACAAAAAGAUAUGGAGAGGUCAUUGCUUCCCUAUUAUCAUUUGUCUAAAGCCGUCAAACUCGGUGACUUGAACAAAUUCACAUCUGCGAUUUCGACCUACAAAAAGGAACUACUGAACGAUGGAAACUAUCAAUUAUGUGUUCGGUUGAGAUCCAGUGUCAUUAAAACGGGUAUUAGAAUAAUCUCUCUCACCUACAAAAAGAUAUCUUUGAAAGACAUUUGUCUGAAGCUACGCCUGGACUCAGAACAAACUGUAGAAUAUAUGGUAUCAAGGGCAAUAAGAGAUGGUGUCAUAGAGGCAAAAAUCAAUCAUGAAGAGGGCUAUAUUGAAAGCAGUGAACUGCUGAAUGUGUACGCUACUGAUCAACCUCAACAGUUAUUUGACGAAAGAAUCAGAUUUGUCAACCAGUUGCAUGACGAAUGUGUAAAGGCCAUGAGAUACCCCGAAGACGGCAACAACAAGGACAAGAACAAACCUGCAGGGGAUUAUGACCAAAUGGAAGAAAUGAUCGACCUUGCAGACCUUGAUGAGGACGACCUGGGGGAUUUAGGUGAUUUCUACUGA